UGUGCAGUUAAGCCGCGUGUGGGGCAGAGCUGCGCACCCGCCUCCCUGGCUCACUCGCUCCUGCUUUCCCUUGUCUCCUCCAGCAUGCGGUCAGCCAGUUGCACGGGGACCACAGGAGAGUUCUUCCUAGGAACGACUGUUAGUCCCUGCUCACCCGCAAGCCGAGAGCUGUAGCAGAGCUUCAAAGUUGGAGCCGACGCCCACUCUACUGCCCCACGCCCCUUUACCCCACUUCUCCGAAAUUCACCGACCUUCGCUUGCACUGCCUAAGGAUUGCAAUCCCAGUGGGGUAGAGCAACCGGCAAACCCGCCCUGGCUUUCUUUAUAAUCCUCCUCUUCUCUAGGUACCCUGUCUCACUGAAGACUCUGCAGAUACACCCCUAUAAAAGGAGGGAAGAAGGGGGGAGGGGACAGAGAAGGGAGAAAGAGAACGAGUAAAAGGGGGGAAAAUGAGAAGGAAAGGAUGCCAGAAGGUCCAUGCCUCCGCUGAGAGUCCCAAUUAGCUGCAACGGUUUCAGCCUGUCCAAGGUGAAGGAAAGUUGCUUCCGCGCCUAGGAAGUGGGUUUGCCUGUAAAGAGGAGGAGGGGAACUGGGCUCUGAAGUGCUUCCCUUCCCUCUGCAGAAGACCACUGGGUCCCCAUUUCCCCCAACCUCCUCCCUCUUUUCUCCUCUACCCCUCCCUUUUCCCACUCCCCCUUGACUUGGAGGCCUGGAUGCUCUGCCGCUGGGCAAUGGUCCAGCGCACAGCCAGGAGGGGGCGGGGGCAGGGGGCACUGUGACAGGAAGCUGCACGCACAAGUUGGCCAUUUCGGGGGCAAAAUAAGUUCUCCCUUGGAUUUGGAAAGGACAAAGGCAGCAAGCUACCCCUUUUGUGUCGGAUGAAGAGGACCAACCAUGAGCCAGAGCCCGAGUGCAGGCUCACCUCCGCUGCCACCAUGGUCAGCUCCAGUUCCUGCCAGGAGUUGUCGGUGCGAGGUUGAAUGAAGAAUGAAUUUAUAAGAGAUGAAGUGGGAAGACCAGUGGCCUUAAGCCUGGUUGGUGAUAAUUUAACCAUAGGCUCAUCCCUGAAGCAGUGGCUACACCUAGACACUCUGGAUAUUCAGGAAUUUGGUGACAGGCGCUGUUAGUCUGAUCCUCCCUUACAUGAAGGCCAAGACAAAGAUCCAGUUUGGAAAUGAGAAAGGAGAACUAGUGGGCGCCGUUGGCUCUAUCUCUUGAUAUCUCCCAGAGGCGCAGAAAAAGGAUUCAUGAAGAUGUGGACAAGACUUCAAGUUCUUACUUUAGCUUUAUUUUCAAAGGGAUUUUUACUCUCUUUAGGGGAUCAUAACUUUAUGAGGAGGGAGAUUAAAAUAGAAGGUGACCUUGUUUUGGGGGGCCUAUUUCCUAUUAAUGAAAAAGGCACUGGAACUGAAGACUGUGGGCGAAUCAAUGAAGAUCGAGGGAUCCAACGCCUGGAAGCUAUGUUGUUUGCUAUUGAUGAAAUCAACAAAGACAAUUACCUUCUACCCGGAGUGAAAUUGGGUGUUCAUAUUCUGGAUACAUGUUCAAGGGAUACCUAUGCUUUAGAGCAAUCACUGGAGUUUGUCAGGGCAUCUUUGACUAAAGUGGAUGAAGCUGAGUAUAUGUGUCCUGACGGAUCGUAUGCCAUUCAAGAAAAUAUCCCUCUGCUCAUUGCAGGGGUCAUUGGUGGCUCUUACAGCAGUGUUUCCAUACAGGUGGCAAACCUGCUGAGGCUCUUCCAGAUCCCUCAGAUAAGCUAUGCGUCCACCAGUGCCAAACUCAGCGACAAAUCACGCUAUGAUUACUUUGCCAGGACCGUGCCCCCCGACUUCUACCAAGCCAAAGCCAUGGCCGAGAUCUUGCGCUUCUUCAACUGGACCUACGUGUCUACUGUGGCCUCUGAGGGCGACUACGGAGAGACUGGGAUUGAGGCCUUUGAGCAAGAAGCCCGCCUGCGCAAUAUCUGCAUCGCGACCGCAGAGAAGGUGGGCCGCUCCAACAUCCGCAAGUCCUAUGACAGUGUGAUACGCGAGCUGCUGCAGAAGCCCAAUGCGCGAGUCGUGGUCCUCUUCAUGCGCAGUGACGAUUCACGCGAGCUCAUUGCCGCAGCCAGCCGCGUCAAUGCUUCCUUCACCUGGGUAGCCAGCGAUGGCUGGGGCGCACAGGAAAGCAUUGUCAAAGGCAGCGAGCAUGUGGCAUAUGGUGCCAUCACUCUGGAGUUGGCCUCGCAUCCUGUCCGCCAGUUCGACCGCUAUUUCCAGAGUCUCAACCCUUACAACAAUCAUCGCAACCCCUGGUUUCGGGACUUCUGGGAACAGAAGUUCCAGUGUAGCCUCCAGAACAAGAGAAACCACAGGCGGGUUUGCGACAAGCACCUGGCCAUUGACAGCAGCAACUAUGAGCAAGAAUCCAAGAUCAUGUUUGUGGUGAAUGCUGUCUAUGCCAUGGCCCAUGCCCUGCACAAAAUGCAGCGCACCCUCUGUCCUAACACUACCAAGCUCUGCGAUGCAAUGAAGAUCCUGGAUGGAAAGAAGCUGUACAAGGAUUACUUGCUGAAAAUCAAUUUCACAGCUCCAUUCAACCCAAAUAAAGGUGCAGAUAGCAUCGUCAAGUUUGACACUUAUGGAGAUGGAAUGGGACGAUACAACGUGUUCAAUUUCCAGUUUGUGGGUGGAAAGUAUUCCUACUUGAAGGUUGGUCACUGGGCAGAAACCUUAUCAUUAGAUGUUGACUCUAUCCACUGGUCCCGGAACUCAAUCCCCACUUCCCAGUGCAGCGACCCCUGUGCCCCCAAUGAAAUGAAGAACAUGCAACCAGGGGAUGUCUGCUGCUGGAUUUGCAUCCCAUGUGAGCCUUACGAAUACCUGAUUGAUGAGUUUACCUGUAUGGACUGUGGGCCUGGGCAGUGGCCCACUGCAGACCUAUCUGGAUGCUUUGAUCUUCCUGAGGACUACAUCAGAUGGGAAGAUGCCUGGGCCAUUGGCCCAGUCUCCAUUGCCUGCCUGGGGUUUAUGUGUACGUGCAUGGUUGUAACUGUGUUUAUCAAGCACAACAACACACCCUUGGUCAAAGCAUCAGGCCGGGAACUCUGCUACAUCUUGCUGUUUGGGGUUAGCCUGUCAUAUUGCAUGACAUUCUUCUUCAUUGCCAAACCAUCACCUGUCAUUUGUGCUUUGCGCCGGCUUGGGCUGGGGACUUCCUUUGCUGUCUGUUAUUCAGCCCUGCUGACCAAGACAAACUGCAUCGCCCGUGUCUUCGAUGGGGUCAAGAAUGGCGCUCAGAGGCCCAAAUUCAUCAGCCCCAGUUCACAGGUUUUCAUCUGCCUGGGUCUGAUACUGGUGCAAAUUAUAGUAGUGUCUGUGUGGCUCAUCCUGGAGGCUCCAGGCACCAGGAGGUAUACUCUUCCAGAGAAGCGGGAAACAGUCAUCUUAAAAUGCAAUGUCAGAGAUUCCAGCAUGCUGAUCUCUCUUACCUAUGAUGUGAUCCUGGUGAUUCUAUGCACUGUGUAUGCCUUCAAAACAAGGAAGUGCCCGGAAAACUUCAAUGAAGCCAAGUUCAUAGGUUUUACCAUGUACACCACCUGCAUCAUCUGGUUGGCCUUCCUCCCUAUAUUUUAUGUGACAUCGAGUGACUAUAGAGUGCAGACGACAACCAUGUGCAUCUCCGUUAGCCUGAGUGGCUUUGUGGUCUUGGGCUGUUUGUUUGCACCCAAGGUGCACAUCAUCCUGUUCCAACCCCAGAAGAAUGUGGUCACACACAGACUGCACCUCAACAGGUUCAGUGUCAGUGGAACGGGAACCACAUAUUCUCAGUCCUCUGCAAGCACGUAUGUCCCGACGGUGUGCAAUGGGCGGGAAGUCCUAGACUCCACCACCUCGUCUCUGUGAUUGUGAUUUGCAGUUCAGUUAUUGUGUUUUUAGACUGUUAGACAAAUGUGCUCAUGUGCAGCUCCAGAAUGGAAACAGAGCAAAAGAACAAUUCUAGUACCUUUUUUUAGAAACAGUACAAUAAAUUAUUUUUGAGGACUGUACAGUAUAUAGUGAUGUGCUAGAACUUUCUAGGAUGAUUUUAGUGCCCCUAUUAUUAACAAUUCCCCAGAACAUGAAAAUAACCAUUGUUUACAGAGCUGAGCAUUGGUGACAGGGUCUGACAGGGUCAGUCAGUCUACUAAAAAAAAAAAAAAUACGGUGGCAAUAUUAGGUAACUUUUUUCCUAUGAAGUUUUUUGUAGGUUCUUGUUGUAACUAAUUUAGGAUGAGUUUCUAUGUUGUAUAUUAAAGUUACAUUACGUGUAACAGAUUGUUUUUCUGAGCACAAAAUAAAAAGCAUCUGUAUUAAUGUAAAGUUAUUGGGAAUAAAACCUUCAAGGUUUUCCAGCAUGGUGGAUAAUGGUUUGUCCUUUCUC
Messenger RNA from Marmota monax (woodchuck), 4404 nucleotides. RefSeq names its product glutamate metabotropic receptor 3 (gene Grm3). Gene Ontology annotation, molecular function: group II metabotropic glutamate receptor activity. The transcript has 8 exons. Gene Ontology annotation, biological process: regulation of synaptic transmission, glutamatergic; G protein-coupled glutamate receptor signaling pathway. The coding region runs from base 1248 to 3887 and encodes 879 amino acids. NCBI's taxonomy places the organism in Eukaryota, Metazoa, Chordata, Mammalia, Rodentia, Sciuridae. The record is from RefSeq and is a predicted model, not a curated record. Gene Ontology annotation, cellular component: membrane.